AUCAUUUUUGUAAUAAAAUGAAAGAAAAUCGAGAAAAGAUAAGAAGAUUGAAAGGUGAUGGUUUAUUCGUACAAAUGGAUUCCAAUAAUCGAAUACUCGAGGUAACAGGUGAUGGUUGUAAAAUAACCAUGAGUAAAAAUUGUGGAAGCGUUCGUGUCGUGGGUGAUGGAUGCCUAAUCAAGGUCAAGAAUAAUACAGGUGACAUUGUAUACACCGGUGAUGGUGGUCGUGUUUUAUUGGGACCAAAAUCGUCGAAAGAUAAUGUCCAAUAUUUUGGCGUAGGUGGGAAAAUAACUGUGGAUACCGAAUCGAUGGAUGUUAAUUCUACUGUGAAUAAAAAAGAUACCAAGGAAUCAUCGUCUGCGACUUUGAAAAAUUAUCUUGGAAUGGACAAGACGAAGAAAUUAAUGAAGAAAACGAAAAAAGUUGACAAUUGUGGUGAUCCAUCGAAUUCUGACACGAAAGAAACCGAAAAGAUUUAUAUUAAAAAUUGUGAUCUCAGGAAUGAAAUCAAAGAGAAAAGUAAUUGUAACAUUCAAGAUAAUGAAAAAGAAAUGAACAAUGGGAAACCUGGUACUACUAUUUUUGUAACAACCACAACUACAACCACAACUACAACUACAACGACAACAACUAAUAACAAAUCUGGAAAUUUGUUCGAAGUUAACAAAUGGUUCGUUUCACCAGCUUCGGUUGUACGAAGUUUCGUUGAAAAUGUUCCUACGGUUACCGUUUAUAAAAAAAAAGCAUCGAAAAAUCCGACGAAAAAAUAA
This is a messenger RNA of Polistes canadensis, 773 nucleotides long. RefSeq lists its product as uncharacterized. NCBI's taxonomy places the organism in Eukaryota, Metazoa, Arthropoda, Insecta, Hymenoptera, Vespidae. The transcript has a single exon. The coding region runs from base 18 to 773 and encodes 251 amino acids. The record is from RefSeq and is a predicted model, not a curated record.